CAGCUUUUAAUGGUGCUGUGAGCAGUGCGAGGAGAAAACGCAGCAACGCCGCAGGCUUGUCCGGUGACUGUAGUCGUCCAAAUCCAACACAACGACAUUUUGACGGUUUGACAAACCGGCCGUGCGGACGUGACUCAGUUUUUAGGACAUAUUGGACUCUUGUGCUGGGGUUCCUGUUUUGACAAGAAAGAGAAGAUUUCAGAAGCUCCGUCUCUCGAGGAACUCCUGACAAGGGGCCAGAAAAUGAGCACAACACCAAUCUGCUCUCUCACUGACCAGUGAGCAGCCAUGAUCUCCCUGCAUCACCCAUCGAGGGGAACCCCUCUCCGCAUGUGGGACUGUUUUCUGACAUAGAUUUGGAAGAAAAGCUCAACCUCACAAUAGAGAUGGCAUUAGUUUGUUUGGGCUCUAACACAUCAGAGUACAUAUUAGAAUACAGGUGAGGCUGAACCUCGAGCCAAUAUCCACAGGACUCUUUAAGAGGAGGGAAACAGCUUCAGAUGACAUUUGCAGAAGGACAGAGCUACAGCCCAGCUUUCAUGAUUUAGUAUCCAUCCUGCUGCCUUGCUGACAAGGUCAUAUCAUGGCUGCUGCUGAUCCCCAUAGCAACAGUUCCUUGGCGGGGCGGGGAGCAGACUGAGAGAGUCAACAAUGCAGCGUAACGGUGGUGGGGUGGGUGCCGGAGGCCAGCCAUGGGUGUUACGGCGUGUGCGUCUCACCUGGCUCAGUUUCAUGCUCUUCUUCAUCCUGGUCUUCUUCCCACUCAUUGCCCACUACUACCUCACUACCAUCGAUGAAGCCGGGGGUCCCGAUAAGCGCAUCUUUGGGCCACGUCCCGGCGGCGAGCUGUGCGAGGCCAAACAUGUGCAGGAUCUGUGCAGAAUCCGUGAGUCGGUCAGCGAGGAGCUGCUGCAGCUGGAGGCCAAGAGGCAGGAGCUCAACGGGGAGAUCGCCCGACUCAACCUGCGCAUAGAGGCCUGCAAGCGCAGCAUUGACAGCGCCAAGCAGGAUCUGCUGCAGCUCAAGAAUGUUAUCAGCCAGACAGAGCAUUCCUAUAAAGAACUGAUGGCCCAGAACCAGCCCAAACUUUCACUGCCGGUCAGGCUGCUGCCAGACAAGGAGGACCCAGGACUGCCACCACCCAAGUCUGCACGCUCUUGCCGCCUACGCUCCUGCUUCGACUAUGCGCGCUGCCCUCUUACGUCUGGGUUUCCUGUAUAUGUGUACGACACAAGCUCAUAUCCAUGGGCGGACUAUAUCGACCCGUUGGUGAAGCAGGCUUUUGCAGCUUCAGUUAAGAGCAAUAUUUAUAUAACGGAUAACCCCAGCAUUGCCUGUCUGUAUUUGGUGCUAGUAGGGGAGCUACAGGAGUCCUCCUCUCCGCUGCCACCUCCUGCAGAGCUGGAGAAGCAGCUGAAAGCUCUCCCUUACUGGAGAUCUGAUGGACACAAUCAUGUACUGGUGCAUCUCUCUAGAAAGUCCAUGACACAGAACUUCCUGUAUAAUGUGAGCACGGGACGGGCAGCAGUCGCUCAGUCCACCUUCCUGGAGCAGCAGUACCGUGAGGGCUUUGACUUGGUCGUGUCGCCGCUGGUCCACGCCCUCUCAGAGCCAAACUUUUUGGAAGUGCCCCCUCAAGUUCCUGUAAAGAGGAAAUACCUCUUCACCUUCCAGGGGGAGAGGGUGGAGUCACUGAGGAGCAGCCUACAGGAGGCGCCACCUCAGUCUUUCGAGGAGGAGAUGGAAGGAGACCCACCUGCCGACUACGAUGAUCGCAUCAUCGGCACCUUAAAAGCGGUGCAGGACAGCCACUUGGACCAGGUGCUGGUGGAGUUCACCUGUAAGAACCCACGGCCGAGUUUGCCGACUGAGUGGGCUCUUUGUGGGGAGAGGGAGGACAGGCUGGAGGUGCUCAAGGCUUCAACGUUUAGCUUGGUGAUUGCUCCAGGGGACGGACAGCUGGUGGCCUCGGCAGGCUGUGGGAUGAGGCUUUUUGAGGCUCUAGAGGUAGGGACCAUUCCAGUCGUGUUGGGCGACCACUCCAGACUACCAUACCACCAGUUCAUUCGUUGGAGUGAAGCUGCCAUUAUAGUCCCCAAACCUCGUGUCACAGAGUUACACUUCCUGCUGCGCAGCCUAUCAGACAAUGACAUGUUGGCGAUGAGGCGGCAGGGCCGCUUCCUGUGGGAGACUUACUUCUCCACCUCAGAGAAUGUUCUGAACACCCUCCUCGCCAGCAUCAGAACCAGCAUCCAGGUUCCUGCCGCACCCAUCAAAGAAGAACCUGCACACGAGAUUCCCCACAAAGCAGGGAAGCUGGCAGGAACUGAUGCCAACCUGGCUGACAACGGGGAUCUGGAUUUGGGUCCUGUGGAGACGGAGCCCCCCUACGCCUCUCCACGCUUUCUCCGCAACUUCACAUACACAGCUGCGGACACCUACAGAGCAUGGAACCGGGCCCCAGGGCCUUUCCAUCUGUUCCCACACACUCCUCUGGAUCCCGUGCUGCCCUCCGAGGCCAAAUUCCUCGGCUCAGGUACCGGCUUCAGGCCGAUUGGUGGAGGUACGGGAGGCUCAGGGAAGGAGUUUCAGGCAGCUCUUGGAGGGAACGUACCCAGAGAACAGUUCACUGUGGUCAUGCUGACUUAUGAGAGGGAGGAGGUGCUGAUGAACUCUCUGGAGAGGCUGAAUGGACUGCCAUACCUCAACAAGGUAGUGGUGGUGUGGAACUCACCCAAGCCUCCCUCAGACGACCUGCUGUGGCCAGACAUCGGCUUGCCGAUUGUGGUUGUCCGCACAGAGAAGAACAGCCUCAACAACCGCUUCCUUCCGUGGGACGCCGUGGAAACUGAAGCCAUCCUGUCGAUUGACGAUGAUGCUCAUCUCCGCCACGAUGAGAUCAUGUUCGGGUUCAGAGUGUGGCGUGAGGCCAGAGAUCGCAUCGUGGGCUUCCCCGGGAGGUAUCAUGCGUGGGACGUCAACCAUCAGUCCUGGCUCUACAACUCCAACUACUCCUGUGAGCUCUCCAUGGUCCUGACAGGAGCCGCUUUCUUCCACAAGUACUACGCCUACCUGUACUCCUACGUGAUGCCCCAAGCCAUCAGGGACAUGGUGGACGAAUACAUAAACUGCGAGGACAUCGCCAUGAACUUCCUGGUCUCCCACAUCACCCGCAAACCACCCAUCAAGGUAACAUCACGUUGGACUUUCCGCUGUCCCGGCUGCCCUCAGGCCCUGUCACACGACGACUCGCAUUUCCACGAACGCCACAAGUGCAUCAACUUCUUCGUCAAAGUGUACGGCUACAUGCCACUGCUGUACACGCAGUUCCGCGUGGACUCUGUGCUUUUUAAGACUCGUCUGCCCCACGACAAGACCAAGUGCUUCAAGUUCAUCUAGCAUCGGGCUGAGCGGCCCAGCAAAGAGCCAGAAGCAACGAGGACAGAAGGACUGGAUGUGUUUAAAAGAGCAGCAGCUCCCACUGCGAGCAGUGAUGAAGACGGAUGGACGGACUGCCAGAUAAAUGCACAGAGGAAAAGUUUUGGGUUAGGAUUUUGCCCGGGAGGAGAGAUGAGUUAACCUUAAAAGCUGUUGGCUCGGUAGUCUAAUCCACAACUCUGCUGAAAAUUUGAAGAGUGGAAGCUGAAAGGCACCACUGCCAACAAAAUAAGCCUUUUCAGUGGAUGUCACUCCUCCUUCUUCAUGUUCUUCAAUCAUGCUCAAUCAUCAACCACUACAGAUGUCAUUUGCACCUCUUAACCGCCUGCUGAGGAAAGAGGAUGGUUGUACACAGUGUACAGAAACUUCCCCCACGAUUAACUCUACCUGACAAUGGAGCUAUCAGUUACCGAAUCACUGACAGACUGAUGUCAGGCCGCGCUCGUCCCGGCUGCUUGUUGACAGUUUCAGCUGGGAGAGCAAAACUGGCGACGGCACACGGCUGCC
Plectropomus leopardus (leopard coralgrouper) is the source of this 3945-nucleotide messenger RNA. It is a transcript of the gene extl3, whose product is annotated as exostosin-like glycosyltransferase 3. Lineage: Eukaryota; Metazoa; Chordata; Actinopteri; Perciformes; Serranidae. The record is from RefSeq and is a predicted model, not a curated record. Gene Ontology annotation, molecular function: glycosyltransferase activity. Gene Ontology annotation, cellular component: membrane.